Messenger RNA from Pipistrellus nathusii (Nathusius's pipistrelle), 561 nucleotides. Lineage: Eukaryota; Metazoa; Chordata; Mammalia; Chiroptera; Vespertilionidae. The record is from the annotation of a GenBank genome assembly.
AUGACACCUUAUACAAUAAUCAGAUCUCUUAUAAAUGACGGUUUCUCAAGGGUGAUGAUGAUUCAACAAGUAACUGCUGUUGCUGUAAGAUUCGUCAAGCUUGAGAAGCUUAUUCAACAACAUACUGAGAAGUUGUUUCAAUACUUGAAGAUUCUUAAGCUUGAGGGUCAUUACCUACUCACUCCGCAAUUGUUCCCUCAUCUCUUUAGAGCUGCUCUCUUGUUCAAAAGAAAACGCAAGAGAACAUUCAAGGAUUACAGAACCACAAGAGAACUCAAUGCAGAGGUCUCCGAACAAGAGAUAGAAGAGGCGCUGCAAGAACCGCCGUUCAAGAAGAUAAAGCUGGCACAACUUGACCAUGAAGGCUUAAAGACUAUUUAUGAGAUGUCAAAUGUGGAUAUUGACUCAGUUGUAAAUUCAGGUGAAAAGAUCAAAGAGCUAAUCAUGAGCAAUUUGUUGCAGUUACCAAAAUCCUCGAGAGGCUUGCAUCAGGAAUGGAGCGUCUUCUACCAAGAGACCAGACUACUACAUCAUGAAGAGACUAUGAAAGUUAUCCGAUGA